AUGGCCAGGCUCCGGAUGCUCCUCGGGCCGUUGUGCGCGGCCCCGCUGGGCCUGGCCGCGGAAUGGCCCGGGUGCCAGGAGCAGAACACCGUCAUCCGGAACGCGGGACAGGCGCUCUUCGCCAACCUGCAGGGCUACGGCGCGACCAUCGGAUGUUUCCUCGACGACUGCAUGAGCUCGGACAAGUUCGUCGCAAUGGAGAUCGAGAGCUGCUCCAAGGUCUGCUACUCGCUGCCUGAGUGCCAGUACUGGGUCUGGGGCACCGAGGAGGGCGAGCAGAAGUGCUGGUUCCGGAUCGGGGACAGCGGCAGGGAGGCCGGCGAGGGCUGGAUCUCUGGCGCGAAGGACUGCCACCCGCCGGGCACUCAGGUGAUGCCCAUGGGCAACUCGGAGUGCUGGGCCGAGGGCUUCGGCUACGAGCAGUGUUGCGACGCCCAGCACGGUCCCAACGGCAACGCGCAGUGUUGGGACGGGGUGUACAACUACGACCGUUGCUGCUUCCCCAAGGAGGAGCUCUGA
Molecule: messenger RNA, 519 nt
Organism: Prorocentrum cordatum
Lineage: Eukaryota; Dinophyceae; Prorocentrales; Prorocentraceae
Source: the annotation of a GenBank genome assembly